Molecule: messenger RNA, 1246 nt
Organism: Syngnathus typhle (broad-nosed pipefish)
Lineage: Eukaryota; Metazoa; Chordata; Actinopteri; Syngnathiformes; Syngnathidae
Product: heme transporter hrg1-A-like
Exons: 3
Coding region: 262-696 (144 amino acids)
Biological process (GO): heme transport
Cellular component (GO): lysosomal membrane; plasma membrane
Molecular function (GO): heme binding; heme transmembrane transporter activity
Source: RefSeq, a predicted model, not a curated record
CAGAAUUGAUUUGCCCAGUCAGUCAGAUGACGUAAAACGGACGCGUUCUAUUCGAGACUGGCCACAAGGUAAACAUUCGAUUGUAAAACGCUGCGCUUUGGAGAAGGAUUUUUGUGCAGGACAGCAACUGUGCCACGUUUCUCUUUUUGCGCCUAUGUGCUCACCAAACGCUGUUUGUUUUGAAGCAGCGCACACUUUUCAACUCGCGAAGCCUCUCUUUUUAAAAUCUCAUUUUAACGCUUGUUGUUUUUUUGUGGUACAAUGGCUAUAAAUAAAACGUACGUGAGUAUUGGCUACGCUACGGUCGGUUUGCUGGUGGGGACGUCUGCUUUUCUGGUCUGGAACGUCGUGUACCAUCAGCCGUGGACAGCAGCAAUGGGAGGACUGUCAGGUGUGCUGGCACUGUGGACGCUAAUCACCCACAUCAUGUACCUACAAGAUCACUGGCGGACCUGGCUAAAGGGGCUCAAGUUGUUCUUUUUCAUUGGUGUAUUCUUCUCUGUGCUCGCGGUCGUUGCUUUCAUCACCUUCCUGUCGAUUGCCAUACACUACAAGGAGCCCCUAACUGACCCUCGUAGUCUUUACCUGUCUUGUGUUUGGAGCUUCAUGAGCCUCAAGUGGGCCUUCCUUCUCGCUCUGUCAGCCCACCGCUAUCGUAAAGAAUUUGCCGACAUCAGUAUUCUCAGUGACUUCUGAAAGUUGUUAAUAAUGUCACACAGUAACUAAAGAGACCAGCUUCCAUCGUCUUAUGUGAUGGAUGACUUUUUAAAGGUAAUACUCAGUGUUUGGAUGAACUUUCACCCCAGUUACCUCUUUCCUUUGGUGGUCAGUAAGCACACAAUGACACACACGCACUUGUGCCAUCUGUAAAUGCAGUUUCACGUGAUCGCCAGUAGAGGGCAAUACAAAUCCAACAAUAAGGUUUAUACCGUACAAGUACAUAUGAUGUUUCACAAUCACAUAAGUGAGGUAUGACAUAUAUUUUUCACGUUUUCUCUUCUAAAUUUCGUUUUAUUACGUGACUUGUCCUUGGAAUAAGGUAAUGAAAUUGGUCUGCUGUUUUAUGUACAAUAGAAAAGCUUUUAAUUAUUGAUUCCAUACCCUCUUGAUAAUAUUCAAUCUAAUAUAACAUUUGAUAUGAUCAGUGAGAUUAUUUGUGCUGUCUUUUCACCAUGUGAGAAGGUACUUUGUGUAUUCAAGUGAAUAUUUUUGUAGAAGAGUUGCAUUAAUAAAGUGCUUAAAAAUA